AUGAAUGAAUAUGUAAAAUAUACAACUGGCUUUUAUGUUUUUGACCUAUAUAAAUAUGAUACUAGUGAGGAAUUUUUAAAAAGUUUACAAUUAAUAACACAUGAAGAUAUAAUAAUUAUAAGUUUACAAAACGUUGCUGACCAAAACAUUAGAGAGACCUAUGAAAGUAUUAUUAAUAAACAAUGUAACCAGAACAAGGAAUAUGUGUUUCUACAUUUAGAUUACAAGUUAGAAAAGGAUCUCUUUCUUCUUAUGAUUAAAAGAGGAUUACAUACUUAUGUUGAAGAUGUCUAUUAUAAAAUCAUAAAGAUAUCUACUAAAAAUAUGUUUGGAAAAAUAUAUAAAAAAGUGAUGAAAUAUUACUUUAUCGAUUAUAUACAAAAAGUAAUAAAUACAAAUAAUCAUUCUAUACAAAUAAAAUGUAAUAAAAGAAUUGAUGGUAAUAAUAAUGUGUCAAGCUAUUUUGGAAAUGAGGAAAAGAGAAAAGAAUUUCAUAUAACCUUACGUAAAGAUAUGUUAUUAUAUCAAAUGGAUCAUAGGAAAUAUUUCAACUAUUUAAAUAAAUGUUUUCAACAUGGAAAAGAUAUAAACCUAAAAAAUGAUGUAAAUAUAAAAAAUAAAAAUCUGAAUAAAAAAUUCAAUCAUUCUUUCUCGCAUCAAUAUAACAUGAACCAGUAUGAAAUUUUCAAAAAAAAGAAUAAUUUAAAUUAUGAAAAGAAAAAAAAAAAAAUACAAAUGAAGGGUAGAUAUUCUCAUGAUAACACAUUUAAUAAUAAUUUUACUUAUCAUUAUAAUAGCGACACAAUUCUGGUAGGAAACAGAAAGGAGAGAUAUGCUAUUAAUCAUAACAUAUGUAAUAUGAAGAAUAAAAAAGAAAUCUAUACACAUAAUAGUAAUAAUAUAUGUGAUAAUAAUAAUAAUAAUAUAUGUGAUCAUAAUAAUAAUAAUAUAUGUGAUAAUAUUAAAAAAUAUGAUCGUAAUAUUUUACACUGCAUAACCCUUAUGAUUAAUAAUAUUCGCUUUUGUAUUUGUUUUUCUAAUUUUGAUAUAUACAAAUAUAUUCAAACAAAAAGUUAUUAUCAAUAUAUAUUUUACAAAGAAAGAGAAAGAAAAAAUAAUUUGUAUAAAGAUAAAGAAAACAAUCCCUUUUAUAUUAAUUACAUGAAUUACAAUUUAAAUUUGUACAACAUUUUUUGUAAACAAUUAUAUAAUCUUUUUAUGAAUAAAAUAAUUUUUGAGACGAAAAAAGAAGAUAUGUAUUUAUUUAGUAUGGAUAUAAUUAUCUUCAUUGGAUUUGAUAAAUUAGUUUUAUGUAAUAUAAAUGAAAAUAUGAAACCAGUAAAAAACAAAAGUAAAUAUAAUAACAUAAAAAAUAAAUAUGAAUACAUAUCUAAUAAUUCUCUAUUCCUCGAUAAAAACAUUAUAAUCUUUAAUAAAAAUACACACCAUUUUUUAAUACAGAAAUAUUAUAAAACAUUAACAAGGGAAAAGAAAUUAAACCUUAUACCUAUAGGAAUGAAAUCGAUGUGUGAUUUAUAUACAUUAAUUAAGAUAAAUAUAAUCGAUGACUUUUUUUUAUAUCAUAAAUAUAAUAAACAGGAACAACAUUAUUCGUUCAUAAAUCAUCUAAAAUCAAAAAUAAAAAAAAAUAAAAAAAAAAAUAUUACCAUAAGUGUAGAACCAAAUAUUAUAAAUCUUAAUGUUAUUAAUACAUAUGAAAUUUAUCAUACCUCUUUUGAAAUAUGUUAUGAUUAUAAAGAGAUAGAAGAACAUAAUAUAUAUACAUAUGAAAACUCUCAUCAUAAUAAUAACAAUGCUCAACUUAUUUCAUCUCCAUUUUUUUUCAAUAAUAAUCAUAAUACAUUGUUAUGUGAUAAAAAAUAUUAUGAAGAAGAAAAGGAAGAGCCUUAUUCAUCAGACGGAAAGGAUAAUGUUUGUUGUGUCAUCAUCGGGGGAAAUAAAAAGGACAAAAAAUUUGAUGAAGGGGAGAAUAAAACAUUUGAUAAAAAGGAAAAAAAAUUUGAUAAAAAGGACAAAAAAUUUGAUAAAAAGGACAAAAAAUUUGAUGUACCACACGAUUACAAAAGAAUACAUGAUCCUAUAGGGGAACAUAGAAAUGAUGAAAUUGUAGAAAACAACAAAAAUCAUGUAACAAAUAUUUCAUCUAAUUAUUUGACAAAACAAGGUAAAAAAUACAACUACCUAUUCCAUCUUCUACAUAUGAGUACUAGAAAAAAAAAAAAAAAAAAAAAAUAUAUAUAUGGGACAAAUAUCUUAAAGGGAAAAGAAAAAAUACAUAAUGAUUUUAACAAAAAACAUAUAUAUCACAUCCAAGAAAAUUUUGAUUGUAAUGGUUCAACACAUUUGAAUUAUAUGAGUGAUGAUUAUAAUAAAAGGGAAUAUUAUAGAGAAACAUAUUAUAAACAUCAUAAUAUACUUGAAGAAAUAAAAAAAGAAAAUAUAUCAAAAGAUGAUAUAUAUAUUAAUAAAAAAACUACAGAUAUAAAUGAUGAUGAUUUAUAUUUCUCAGUAUUAUGUUUUGAUGCUCAAACAAAAUCAACUAUGCCGAUUAAUUUAUAUUCUUUUCUUCACUUGAAAAAAAAUACUAUCUUUAAAUAUUUAGAAGAAAAUAUACGCUUUAAGGAACAAGCGAAAGAUGUAAAUUGUAAAGGGUGUAUGGUAAUAAAUAAUAAUGAUAAUAUGAAAAGGAAUAAUAAUAACAAUAAUAAUGAUAAUAAUAAUGAUAAUAAUGAUAUUAAUGAUAACAAUAAUGAUAACAAUAAUAAUAAUAAUAAUAAUAAUAAUAAUAAUAAUAAUGUCAUAAUUAAUCAUAAUGGUUAUAUGAGAAGCAUACAAAAUGUCAAGAAUAUGAAAAAAAAGAGAAAGAAAAAAAUACAGAAUAAUAAAAAUACAUACACCUUUGCUACAGCGAGAUAUAUUUAUUUACAACCAUAUACCGGUAUUAUUAAAAAGAAUACUAGAAAAAAAAUAGACUUAAAUAUUUUUAUUGAACAUAUUUUAAAAUCACAGAUAAUUAAAGAUUCAUUUGUAUUAAUUAUUAGAAUACAUAACUUUGAUAAGGAUAUUUUUUUAACCGUCAAGUGUCUUAUACAAAAUAAUAUAAUUACUUCUCUUAUACAUGAUAAUUUAAGUCUUUUAAAAAACAAAAAAUAUAUACAAAAUAGGGAUAUACAUACAGCGGACAUGUGUUUCUCUGAUUUGGAUAAUAUGAAAAAUAAGAAAACUAUAAAAAAGAAAUACAAAAUAAAGAAAAAUAAAAUUAAUUAUAGCUUUCACCAUAUGACGAAUAUGAGUUUAUUAAGAUAUAGAUCUAAUAAAAAAAUAAUAAGAUUCCGAAAAAAUCAAACAGAAAAUAAGAUGGACAAUAUCAUUAUGCUACAUAAAAUGGAUGUAACAAAUAAUAUAUCACAUAAUGUGAAUAAGAAAACGCCAUGUCAAAUACAAAAUUAUUCCUUAAAAAAUUAUUGUAAUAGUAUAUUAAAAAGUAUAAUAAAUAAUAAGAAUACGUUUAAAUAUCAUAUUAAAAAGAAAAAGAGAGGUUCUUAUUUUUUAUCCAGAAAUUUUACCAAAUUUUUAUUUUUCUUAUUCUUUUAUAUAGAUAAAAAACAAAAAAUAUUAUUUUACAAUACAACAAAUGAAGAAAUAAUUCAUGACCUUUUGUAUUUCUUUAACUUAAGUAAUAUGAAUUAUUAUCAUUUACUUUAUUCAUUUCAUUAUAUAUUUCAAACCUCCAAGGGGAACCCUGAUAUGUGUGAAUAUAAUUAUUACUCUAAAAAGAGGUUCUUCGAUAUGGUUAAACGGUAUAUAAGAAGGAAUAGGAAAGAUGAUAUUAACAGUGAACAUGAUCAAAGGGAUGGUAGCAAAAAUAAAGUUGAAAUGAAGAAAUGGUUCUACAGCAGGGCUAAUAAUAAUAACAAUAAUAAUGAUAAUAAUAAUAAUAACAAUAAUUAUGAUAAUAAUAAUAAUAAUAAUAAUUAUGAUAAUAAUAAUAAUAAGAAGAAGAACAAUAAUUAUGAUAAUAAUAAUAAUAAGAACAAUUAUGAUAAUAAUAAUAAGAACAAUAAUUGUGAUAAUAAUAGUAACCCUUGUUAUGAUAAUGCCUUCUUUAUUCAUGAUAAAGAAAGAGAUAUGAAACAUUUACAUAACGAUUCCACUGUUAUAUAUAAUAUUACUUAUUUAAUAAGAAAGAUAGAAAAGAAUGAAAAAAUUCAAAACGAUAUAUCCAUCAUAUCCUUAUUGUUUUUAUGUGAACAAUUUUUUUAUAUUAUAAAUACAAAUAUAAUAACAUCCCAAUAUCUUAGUUAUAUAAAAAAUAUUUAUAAUAAUAUGAAUAUUAAGAAAAAGAAAAAAAUGUAUUUAAUCUUUUUGAUUUUGGUAAAAAAUUCUUUUACAUGUAUAUAUUAUAAAAAUAUUUUUUUGGUAUUUAUAUCAUUUAUAAAGAAGAUAUUUAUUUAUUUCCUACAAUUAAAUAUUCAACAUUUUUAUGUAACGGUUAUGAGACAGAAUGAUCUUACGAAAAAUAAAAAUAAGAAAAAAAUAAAAAAUGAUGACAAAAUAAUUGAUGAUAAUAUAUACAUCAACACAUUUAAAGAGAACAAUUACCAACAUCCAAUAAAUUAUAUGCAAGCAUAUUAUCCAAAGAAUAACAAAUUAAAAUAUUAUUUUGAUUUAUUUCUUGAUUCUUUUAAUUUUUUUCAUAAUGCUUUUCUAAUUUAUGUUUCCUCAUUUAUAUUUAGUUUUCUUGAUAUUCAAAUAGCGAUCGAUUUAACGCAUUACAUUCUUUUUUAUUUAUAA
Plasmodium reichenowi is the source of this 4815-nucleotide messenger RNA. RefSeq lists its product as hypothetical. Lineage: Eukaryota; Apicomplexa; Aconoidasida; Haemosporida; Plasmodiidae. The record is from RefSeq and is a predicted model, not a curated record. Bases 1 to 4815 code for a protein of 1604 amino acids. The transcript has 2 exons.